Messenger RNA from Geodia barretti, 1445 nucleotides. The record is from the annotation of a GenBank genome assembly. NCBI's taxonomy places the organism in Eukaryota, Metazoa, Porifera, Demospongiae, Tetractinellida, Geodiidae.
UUUCGGUCACAAAAAUAAUGGCUGAAGAGUUUCUCCGCGUCCAUCCAGGGCUGAGGCCCUUCGUUCUCUCCGACGUCCAGCUCACUGGAACCAGAAUCGGCGGCGGAGCCUACGGCAAAGUGGAAGAAGUGGUCGUUCCUGUGGGCGCCGCAGCGAAAACAAUCUACGCCUUCUUGCAAGAAGAGGAUGCAACGACCGCCGAACUGCCUAAGGCCGCGACCGAGUUCGUGAGGGAAUGCCAGCUUAUGAGCACCCUCCGCCACCCGAACAUCGUCCAGUUUCUGGGCGUCGCUUUCUUUCCCGGCUCGCGACUGCCAGCCUUCGUCAUGGAGCGACUGCUGACGAGUCUUCACGACUUGCUGGCUCCGGACCCGCCCCCUCCCUCCGGCGCCGUCACACCGCUAUCUUUCUUCUCCAUGGCUCUCAAGUGCUCCGUACUGCACAACGUAGCGUGUGGCCUAGCCUACCUCCACAAGCGAUCGCCGCCUGUCAUCCACCGCGACUUGUCGGCCAGAAACGUUCUCCUGGACUCGGAGAUGGUGGCCAAGAUAGCGGACCUGGGCGUGGCUCGUAUAGUUCCUCGUGUGAAAGCUGCAGCCACCAUGACAAAGGGACCUGGGGCCUUAGGCUACAUGCCUCCAGAGGCUUUUGCAACAACUCGAUCGAAUACCGAAAAGUCGAAAUACGAUGUAUUUUCGCUUGGAGUUGUCACAAUUUUCACAAUCGGUGAAGUCUUCCCCUGUGAUCCUCUAGAGCACAACUACUUUGACGAGAAAAGUGGAAAGCUAGUAGCUCGCACUGAACUACAGCGACGUGCUGAAUACAUGCGAUAUGUAAAUGAGCAACUCCAUUCCUGUGGCCAGCUCCGUGGGGACCACCCUCUCAUUCGGCUGAUCCAGCAAUGCCUGCACAAUCUCCCAGCCAAGAGGCCAGGUAUUCGUGAGGUGCUUCGUCUGUUGCAGGAGGCCAGAGCUGGUGUUAGAAAUGAAGGGAGUGAGAGGAACAAACGUGAACUGGUACGAGCUCUUCAGACCCAGCCCAGGAACCAGAAUUUGGAGCGUGUUCUCCGAGACCUGGUGAUAGACAAGGACAGGGAGCUAGCUGAAAAACUUCAGCAACUGCGAGAGAAGGAAAGGGAGAAGCUGUCUGUCAUUGAACGGCUUACAAGGAAAGAGGCUGACCUAAAUGAGGCUCAGCGGCAUUUGAUACAGAAGGAAGAUCAGCUGCAAACAAGUGAAAGGGAGAAAAAGAGAGUCCAACAGUUUUUGACAAGAAAGGAAGCAGAGCUGACGAGAAAGGAGGCAGAGGUGAUGAGGGCAGAGGAGACUAUCAGGAGAGAGCAGCAGCAGAUUCAGGAGAUAAGACAGAGAGAGACUGAGUUAGUGCAGGCCAAGGACAGGGAGAUAGCUCUUCUUCAGCGGCAACUGGGGGAAAAGGUAUGCUAU